Molecule: messenger RNA, 1797 nt
Organism: Aureobasidium pullulans EXF-150
Lineage: Eukaryota; Fungi; Ascomycota; Dothideomycetes; Dothideales; Saccotheciaceae
Product: MFS general substrate transporter
Exons: 3
Coding region: 174-1643 (489 amino acids)
Biological process (GO): transmembrane transport
Molecular function (GO): transmembrane transporter activity
Source: RefSeq, a predicted model, not a curated record
GAGGCUUAAAAAAUGCCCCAGGAAAUCGAGACGUCAUCCUGCAGGGCCAUGCAGAUCGCGUUUGAUCGUUUAGAUCUGCCAUCACCACCAACCUUGUUACCUAUUCUCUGGAGCCUCAUUCUCUUCUUUCUUCCAUCAACAAGUCGCGUGCUUCUUCAACAAGUCACGCCAAGAUGAGUCCACAACAGAGAGCACAAGAUGAGAGAGAGCCUUUGCUUCAGAAUGGUCAUGUUGAUGGCGGAGAGGGUGGAGAUAGUCGUGAGGUAGUGUCGUUUUCGGAGAAUGAUGCGAGUGAUCCGAGACAAUGGCCAAGGAGAAGAAAGAUGACCAAUGUUGCCAUUAUUGCCUUGAUGGCUAUCCUCUCGCCUCUUGCAUCUUCCAUGUUCAGUCCUGGUAUUCAACAAAUAGCUGAUGAUCUCAACACCACCAAAAAUGCUGUUAUCGGCUGUACAACUGGUUUCGUGGUUAUGCUUGGUAUCGGACCAUUGAUACUGGCUCCCUUGUCCGAGACCUUUGGCAGGAGAAAUGUCUACAUUUACUGCUACAGUGCCUUUUCUAUUCUCCAGAUCCCGGCUGCACUUGCUCCUAACAUUGCUACCCUUUUGGCUGUCAGAACCAUCUCAGGCUUCUUCGGUGCUGUCGCAAUUGCCAACGGCGGCGGAACCAUCUCUGAUAUGUUUGUGCCAGAAGAAAGAGCCGGUAUCUUUGGUUGGUAUCUACUCGGGCCUCUUCUGGGGCCUACCCUGGGUCCUCUUUUCGGAGGCAUCAUAGUCCAACGAGCAGGCUGGCGCUGGAUCUUCUGGACCACAACGAUAAUCUGUACCGUUAACACCAUUGUCGGCUACUUCUUCCUCCAUGAAUCCUACGCCCCCCUCCUUCUCGGCCGCAAAAUCGCAAACAUGGAAACCGAAGAAGGUACCUCUGGCAAAUACCGCUAUGAAGGCGAAGACGAUCGCCCUUUGAAGAACAAACUGAUCCAUUCGUUGAAGAGACCGUUCAAGAUCAUCACUCAGCCUAUCGUGCUCAUCAUGAGUGCAUACCAAGCCCUCAUCUUCGGAACAACAUACAGCAUCUACACAAACAUGCAAGCGAUCUUCGAAGGCGACUACGGCUUCAACACCGAACAAGUCGGUCUCCUCUACCUCGGCCCCGGUCUCGGUUUCCUGACCUCGGUCUGGUUCCUCGUGCCCCAAAUCGAUCGCGUCUACAAGGCUCUCGGCGAACGCAACAAAUGCAAACCGGUCCCUGAAUACCGCCUCCCCCUCGCCAACAUCGGCGCCGUCCUCAUCCCAAUCUCCCUCUUCUGCUUCUUCUGGGCCGUGGAGAAACAUGCGCAUUGGGCUCUUUGCAUCACGGCGACUUACUUUUACGGCGCGGGGCAAGUUAUGAUUCUCAACUGCACGCAAAACUACUACAUCGAUUCUUUCGAAAAGUACGCCGCUUCCGCUAUUGCUGCCGGAGCGGUGUUUAGGAGUUUGUUCGGUGGUGUCGUGCCGCUGAUUGCGCCGACUUUGUUCAAGAGUCUUGGAUAUGGCUGGGGAGGCAGUGUAUUCGGAUUCUUAUCUUUGGCUAUCGCGCCUGCGCCUUUGUUGUUCUACAGAUAUGGCAAGACGAUCAGGGAGAAAUUCAAGAUUGAAUUGUAAAGAAGGAAGCUAUUGAGAGGUGGUCAAGACGACAGAUUUGAUUGUUUAUCAGCUGUUUGGCUAAUCGAAAAAUUGUACGUUUUAUGAUUUAGGAGCAUCUAUAAUGAAAACAAGUAGGAGCACGAAGAGAAAGAAAAAAGUUUGGUUUGAGCAG